Molecule: messenger RNA, 340 nt
Organism: Suricata suricatta (meerkat)
Lineage: Eukaryota; Metazoa; Chordata; Mammalia; Carnivora; Herpestidae
Product: dynein light chain 1, cytoplasmic-like
Exons: 1
Coding region: 44-340 (98 amino acids)
Biological process (GO): microtubule-based process; cilium assembly
Cellular component (GO): cytoplasmic dynein complex
Molecular function (GO): dynein light intermediate chain binding; dynein intermediate chain binding
Source: RefSeq, a predicted model, not a curated record
CAGGAGACCGUUGCAGUUGGCCACCCCCUGCUCCUCCGUAACCAUGUGUGAACGAGAGGCCGUGAUCAAAAAUGCCAACAUGUCAGAGGAGAUGCAACAGGACUCGGUGGAGUGUGCGACUCAGGCAUUGGAGAAAUACAACAUAGGGAAGGACAUUGCGGCCCAUAUUAAGAAGGAGUUUGACAAGAAGUACAACCCCACCUGGCACUGCAUCGUGGGGAGGAACUUGGGUAGUUAUGUGACACAUGAAACCAAACACUUCAUCUACUUCUACCUGGGCCAGGUGGCCAUUCUUCUGUUCAAAUCUGGUAAAGCGCAUGGACUGUCACACAUCCAGUGA